AGCUUUGUAGGUAAAAAGGUACACUAUGAAGUCUUACAAAUGUUUCAUGUUAAAAACUAAAUGCAGUCCUACACUGCGUGUAAACAACUUGUGGGUGUUGUUCAGUAAUACAAACAUCUGUAGAUAAACAGGUGCCUUGCGUCACAGCUGUUAUUACAGACCGUAUUGUGUAUUUCUCAGUCAUACAGAACUGAAUGAUUGAAUCCACAGUAUGCUGGCUAUGGUUUUGUUUGAAGCUGGAUGGUGAUAAUGGAUCAGUUCGAUGGCAGUGUGCUUCUCUCACCACUAGAGCUUGCACGUGGUCAAAAACUAUAGCAUCCACGUACCUGCAUACAUGCGCUUUUUCAUACGACAGCUCCUUGAACAUCUGAACAAAGAGAUACAUGCGACCCACUCGAAUGCUGUGGCCUGUAACGAGGCUUCGAGUCGUAGAUGAACCCGUGAAGGAUGCGCUCCCCAGUGUCGCAGUGAUGGCUGGAGUGUCUAAGGGCACUGACUCACGCUUCUGAGCAGAUGUCUGGACCGGUACCGACACCGGGACCCCUCCUCUGGACACACAGAUGGCAGGUCGUGUAGAAGGAAGCUGGAGGUGUUCGCGCUCUGGAGAAAAUUGGAGGAGAUGCUCAUGGAGACACGCGUCUGGAGGGAUGCGCGGCACCGAACUCUCAUCUUUAGGAAUAUUGCUGCUUUUAAUACACAGUGCGCAGCCUUACGAGGAUGACAUAAGUCAUGAGUCAUCUGGCUCAGCGGUGUCAUUUCUGGAUGUGGCCACCUCACCAUCCUUUCUUAUAAAGGAUGAGACUCCUUUGUCUGCAGUCCACUCAAAUUCCACAGGCUCGUCGAAGGGUAACAGAGAACAACCAGCUUUCUCCUCUAUACUCACUUUGCUGGCCGGGACGGACCAAAGGCUUCCGAAAGAUCAGCUACCAAAAGUGUCUCCCGAGAAUCCUGUCAUAAGUAAUAAUGAAACACAUCAAUGGCUUUCAAACAGAUCUUUGGAGAGAAUUGAGUCAUCAUUUACCCUUCCAUCAUCUUCUGAACUGGCCAGCAACCAUUCCUCUAUCUCAGGUUUGUUUCCCAGCAUGCAGUUUGCAGAUUUUUUGACCACUUUUUUCAAGCUCAACCCAAAGUCUGCUCUUAGUUUACCCACUGUCCCACCGCCAGCUUUUUUGUUUGUUCCCAUCAUCCCAUGCAUCAUGGGAAUAUACAUGUAG
Messenger RNA from Triplophysa rosa, 1214 nucleotides. RefSeq lists its product as uncharacterized. The transcript has 2 exons. Bases 561 to 1214 code for a protein of 217 amino acids. The record is from RefSeq and is a predicted model, not a curated record. NCBI's taxonomy places the organism in Eukaryota, Metazoa, Chordata, Actinopteri, Cypriniformes, Nemacheilidae.